This is a messenger RNA of Cutaneotrichosporon cavernicola, 870 nucleotides long. RefSeq lists its product as uncharacterized. The transcript has 5 exons. NCBI's taxonomy places the organism in Eukaryota, Fungi, Basidiomycota, Tremellomycetes, Trichosporonales, Trichosporonaceae. Bases 1 to 870 code for a protein of 289 amino acids. The record is from RefSeq and is a predicted model, not a curated record.
AUGAACGCCAACCAGACGGGUGAGGAUGUACCUCACCCGCGCUCUCCGUCACCGCCCGAGUUGAAGACCUCCACGCUCACGUCCAACCACAUCCCCCACUUGGGGCUGCCGCCACACAAGUAUGAUCCCGCCAUCCAGUCCUACCUGUACUUGAUCGGCAAGGAGGGGUCGGAGGCAGACGCCGAGGGCUGGGAGAGGAGUAUCGAACUGGGAAUCGCGCGCUUGCGUACCGAGUUGAGCUUCCCCUACAUCAUUCAUUCGGGCCGUUCCGAACCAUUUGACCCCAAGGCCUAUCUCUACCUGGUUGGCGCGGAGAAUCCGACAAAGGACGGAAAAGACUUCAGUGCAGGGAUGGCAGCCGGCGUAGAACGCCUCCGCGAUGCACGAGCCCGUGCCUACGGACUGUUCUUUGUGGGAUCCCCCAGUAAGAAGGCAAUGAAGUCAUGUCCCAACUUCCCUUGGCUAUGGGGUUUGACGCAUGCUGAGGUUCUUGCGGCGUCCGAGGCUACGAAGAUCCGCUAUCCUCGAGAUCAGCUAUACACGGGCCCUGUCACCGCUACGCUUGCCUUUGAUUCCACCUUUAUGGUUCUGGGCAACGUCCGUGUGCCGCUUCCAGAGGGUCUCGUUGGCGCCAACAACGCCCAAUGGCUCGAUGUCAUUGCGUUUCUGUACUCGACGGUGCAUCCAGCUUGGGUCAAGACCAACUUUGCAGAUGAUAAAAUCUGGCCUAAGGAUGGCGCGGUUCGGCGAUUCCGCGAUGAUAUUGUUUGGAACUCGCGGACUGGUUUUGGCUGCCGCCCAGCCUCCAGCCAGGGUCACCUAGACUGGGAAGAUGCGAUUGACCAGGGUGAUUUUGAGGAUGUUAUUUAG